AUCAAUCACUCACUCCACAAGAUAAAAAAAUAAAUUAAAAAAAAAUCCAAACAUCUUUUCAGUUUUCACCACCAUUAAAUCCGGCGAUCACACCACCGCCGGAAAAUGAAUAUUCCGGCAACGAAGUUUUACUCAUCUAAACGACUUCCGGUUGAUAAAGUCCCCGUUCAUCGCCGUCACAUUCUUCACGAAAAACACUAGAACAAGUUUUGUAUUUCACAUUCGACAAGUUAUUCGGUUCUUUUCGAGACGAAAGGUAUCUAAUUAUGUUCCUUGAAGCAAUUCUUUGAUCCGGAAGUCUGAUAACGUAGUGAUUACUGCAUUGAUUGCCUUCGUACUACGUACUUGUGUUCAUCAAUUGUGUAUAAUUUGUCAGGGUUUCCAGUAGGCAUUUAGUGAAUUUUUGUACGAAAUAACCAUUAGGAAGUAUUAUUAUUAAGGCAGAUUGUAUACUCUAUGCAUUUCCAGAUGAAGAUUCAACCAAUUGACAACCGAAGUUAUGAUGAAUCGGUGAACUCUGAUUCUCCGGUGGCAGUGAAGCCAGUGUUGAAGUCUCGGCUAAAGAGGCUAUUCGAUCGGCAAUUUCCUAGCGUUUUAAAGAACAAUUCGGAGAAAGUCAACGAAGUCAAAGAUGGAGAAUUCGAGCCGAGUUCUGUUUGCUUGGCUAAAAUGGUUCAAAAUUUUAUUGAAGAUGCUGCUGCUCCUGAGAAACCGAAAUGUGGCCGCAAUCGUUGCAAUUGUUUCAACGGAAACAUUAACGACGUUUCUGAUGAUGAAUUCGAUCUUUCUGCUGCUGGAUAUUUUGGUGAUUCUGUUGAAACACUCAAGAGUUUGAUCCCUUGCGCGAGUGUGAUUCAGAGAAAUCUGUUAGCAGACACAUCGAAAAUCGUCGAGAAGAACAAAACCUGCAAGCGAAAAGACGAAUUAACAAAACUUGUUGCCGAAGAAUUACUAUCAUUCGGCUACGAAUCCUCAAUUUGCAAAUCACAUUGGGAGAAAACAUCAUCUUAUCCUGCCGGUGAAUAUAAAUACCUAGAUGUGAUUUUUGAAACCGGAGAACGAGUAUUAAUCGAUAUCGAUUUCAGAUCUGAGUUUGAGAUAGCGAGACCUACCGGAAACUACAAAGCAAUCCUUCAAUCGCUGCCGUACAUCUUCGUCGGAGAAGCCGAUCGUCUGCAACAGAUAUUAUCGAUAGUAACUGAAGCGGCGAAACUGAGCUUGAAGAAGAAAGGAAUGCACGUUCCUCCAUGGAGGAAAUUCGAGUACAUGAGAUCCAAAUGGCUCUCACCACACACCAGAGCACCACCGCCGCCGCCGUCGCUACUGCCGCCGACUCCACCGCCAACGCCAGACGCAAACGCUGCGUCGAAACAGAUUUUUGCCGGAACAGAGGAUAAAAGUGUUCCGGCGUCGGAGUGUGGAGAUUUUGAAAUGAUUUUUGGAGAGGAAGCGGCGUCGUUUGAGUCAAAGAGAAAGUCCGAUGACGGUUUGGAGUCGCCGGCGGGAGGAAUAUGGGAACCGCCGGCGAUAAAACCGAGGAAUGUGGAGAGAGGGAGUAAGUUAGUAGUGACCGGAUUGGCUUCUCUUUUCAGUUGAGAAAGCAUGACGGAAUAAACAAAUUUUGGGAUUUUUUACUUUUUUUUUUGUUAUUAUGAAAAUCCAAUAUAUAUAAAACCAUGCAUAUAUUAACAAGAACAUUUGGCUUCUCUUUUUUUUAAA
Messenger RNA from Helianthus annuus (common sunflower), 1719 nucleotides. RefSeq lists its product as uncharacterized. Bases 457 to 1596 code for a protein of 379 amino acids. The record is from RefSeq and is a predicted model, not a curated record. Lineage: Eukaryota; Viridiplantae; Streptophyta; Magnoliopsida; Asterales; Asteraceae. The transcript is spliced from 3 exons.